Molecule: messenger RNA, 5688 nt
Organism: Styela clava
Lineage: Eukaryota; Metazoa; Chordata; Ascidiacea; Stolidobranchia; Styelidae
Source: RefSeq, a predicted model, not a curated record
AUGUGCGAAGAAAGAGGGUCGGAAUUAGUUACAAUAAAAGACUCACAAAUGAACGAGGCCAUUGUACGAGAGCUCGAUAGAGUGCAAACAAGUUCAAGUAAAGUUGGAUAUAAACGAUACUUUAUCGGUCUGAACGAUAUCAAGAAUGAGGGGAAAUGGGUUUGGUCAGAUGGCACAAGAGCAAGUUACACCAACUGGAGAACUGAUGGUGGGGAUGAACCAAGUAAGGGACAAAACAGGAAUGAAAACUGUGCAAUUGCAUUGGAAAAAAAAUAUGAUCAUACGUGGGCUGAUGUUUCUUGCAGUGCGAAGUAUCUCAGCAUUUGUCAAAAAAAUGUAAACAACAUCAUCUUUUACCAAGACACGGAACUGUAUUUUAAUCAUUUGACGUUGAGAAAUUACACCCAGAGUAAGAAGGCUUGCGAAGAAAGAGGAUCGAAAUUAGUUACGAUAAAAGAUUCAAAAAUCAACGACGUUAUCAUACGUGGGCUAAACACAGAGCAAGCUAGUGCAGAACAACGAUAUCUCAUCAGUUUGAACGACAUCGAGAAUGAAACAGAAUGGGUUUGGUCAGAGGGUACAAAAGCAACUUAUACCAACUGGUAUAGUGUUUCUGGGUGGAUAGAACCAAGUAACCCUAUAAACCGAGAAGAAGAUUGUGUAAUUAUGUUGGAAAAAAAAUAUGACCGAAAGUGGGCUGAUGUUACUUGCAAACUCAUAUUCAACGAGAGAGGAAAUUGCAAAUAUCAUUUCAACUACUUGGACAAAAGAACUUUUUACUACGCUCAGACAUAUUGCUCCAAAUUGGAUAUUAAUGCAACCCUUGCAAUGAUCAAAACAGAAGAAAUUCAUCAAUACAUAACAGAAGCGAUUAAAACAAGAUUUCGUUUAGUAAAUAAUAUGACUUUCUGGGUCGGUGCAAAGAAACACAGUAGUGAUUCAUGGAGAUUCAUUGACAGCACGCCAUUCUCUGUUGGUGGAUUUGAAAAGUGGGCAAAUAAUCAACCGGGAUCUGGAAAUAAAGUAUAUCUCAAUACGAGUGUUGAAGAAUCAAACACAGAUCUACUAUGGUUUUCUGGAACAAAUGAUGAUAAAAGAGGUUUUAUCUGUGAAUUACCAGUCAUUGAUCCUUGUCACUCAACACCAUGUAAGAAUGGAGGAAGUUGUAGAAGUACCAUCGGGUGUCAGAUGGAAUGUAGUUGUGACAACGGAUACAGCGGAACAUAUUGUGGGCAUGACAAAUUGUCCAUCACUGCGACUCAAUCGAAUAAUAUUACUCUCAUUGGCGAAUCAGUGCGAAUAACUCUUGAAGUUGUGUCUGAACUCGGGGAAGUCGAAAUCAAACUUUACAAAACUGGAAAUUCAAAUGUCCUAAAUAAAACAUCAGUCGGAAAUGGAAGCGUUAACUUCAAAAUAGGCCCGAUGCGUUCAGCUUCUGAAGGGCAAGAAUACACUUUCAAAGCAGUGGCAGGAGAUGUUAAACGAAUUGUUAACGUAACGAUAGUUGUUCACGAGAAAGCAAAUAUCACCGAUAUCAUUCCAUCCCGUAUUGCGAUUCCAUCAAACCAGAACCAAACAAUUACUUGCUACGCUACCGGAUUCCCUAGUCCUUCUGUGCUAUGGUAUUUUGGGGAAGAAGUCGUCCGCAGGAAUACGAUUUCUGAUGUUCACCAGUUGAAUUCCUCAGACAAAUCCAUAUUAUAUUUCAAAAGUCCAGGCGUUGAAGCCAAAUUGCACGCUGGAGUCUAUACUUGUCGCGUGACAAAUUACGUAGGUGAAGACCAAACUAAAGCCGGAAAUAACAGAAUGGCUAAAGUUAUUGAAAUGCCUGAAUACUCGGCAUCAUCAACUAACUGUAGUUCAGGUAUUGAAGUCAGGUGGAUUCCCGGUGUGGAAGCAACUCAUAUAAAACACAAGAUCACUCUAUUGGGAGAGCGCGACAAUAAAACGAUUGAGGUCACCCCAUAUGAUAAUCAAGUGAAUACAACUAUUUUCACAAACAUGACUCAACAAUCGCUGUAUACUGUGAAGAUGUCACUCUGUCUCGAAACAUGCAUACCGAACCCCGGAAAAGGAGUCAAAGUGAAAACAGGCAUCGAUCAAGCUGGUGUGAUACACGAUAUCAAACUCGAAGAGCAUGUGGUCGAUAAAACAUGUAAGAUCUCAUGGUCAAACACAAACGAUUCGGAAUACGUCACUGGCUUCAAGGUUUCAGCUUAUUCAACUUUGGUUAAAAUUGGAACUAAAGAUUUGGAAUCUAAGAAGUACAACGACACGUUCAAUAUUCCACUCAAAUCGGCUCAGAAUUAUUCCUUCAAUACCAACCCGAAUAGAAACUACUCCGUAUUCAUUCAAGCGAUUGCUUGUGAUAAACCAGGAAUUUUGUCCAGAGCUGUCGGCGAUUGCACAAGCGAUACAGAAGCUCCAUCGAUCGUAGGUGCGCCGAAGAUAUUUGAGAAUGGAAGUGACACGAAAACAAGAAAUAUUGAAAUUCCAGCCAUUGACCAGAGUAAUGGACCAGUCAGUUGCAUCUUUGUUAUUGUUGGCAUUUAUAAACAAAAACAGAACAAGCAUUCCUUCAUUAACUUUACAAUUGAGGAUUUGACGAAGGCCGAGGCAAAUUCGAAAUUAUCCAAACCACAUGUGGGCAUGAAAUACAUUGCCAUAGCAAGCUCAAACAUUCCACUUGAAAGUAUUAUUGUGUCUCUUGGUGAUGAUGUGUCAACUUCCUGUGAUAUUCACAGUGCAGCACAGAACAUAAAACAAAAGAAGAGAGAAAUAUCUCAGACGGUUCUUACUGCAAAAAAUUUUCCUUUAAACGCGGGAAAAUUUUACGAUUAUUUCGUUGUCACAACAACUCCUGGUGUGAAUGGAAAGAUACACCUCGGAAUAAGCGCUAUACAAUCAUUCAAAGUUGACGCUGCUUCAACAACCUGGCUGAUAGUAAUUAUCAUUCUUGUGGUCGUUGUCAUCAUUGCAGGGGCAAUUGUCUUGUUUGUCUAUUACAAAAGGCACCAAUCAUCAAAAAAUAAAACGAACGCAAGCAUUGCCAUGUCCGAAACUGCAACACCAGCAGAUUUCGAAAGCGCAUAUGAAAACGUUCCAAAGGAGGCGGUAGAAAUAGAGCCUAAAACAAUAAUACAUGCCAAGUUACUCCUGACCACUUACAACAAAAUAAAAACUAGUGACAGUCAAGAGUUUAAAUUGCAAUUUGAGAAAUUGAAGAAAUCUAUGACGUUGAUAAAUGAAACAAAAGAAAUCGCAUCUCGUCCAAACAUGAUGCAAAAGAACAGAUAUAAAAACAUUCUCCCAUACGAUUCCACCCGUGUUGUAUUGAGUGGAGAAGGUGACAAAGACUACAUAAAUGCUUCGUAUAUUCAUGGAUAUGAAACCCGCAAUAAAUUCAUUGCAAGUCAAGGACCUUUGCCGAAUACCGUGAAUGAUUUCUGGAGAAUGGUAAUUGAGCAAAAAUGUACUGUAAUUGUUAUGUUAACCGGGUUGUUAGAAAGAGGGAAGAAAAAGUGUGAAAAGUAUUGGCCAGAUGUUAACAGAACAGCAUCGUAUAAAUCAAUUUUUGUAAAGACUGUCAAUGAAGAACAUGUUGGAAGUAAUAUAAAAAGAACGUUUGAAGCUACUUCUACUGAUGGGCCGAAGCAAACCAUAACUCAUUUUCAAUUUAAUACAUGGCCUGAUCACGGAGUCCCUGUAACAACAUCAGGGUUUUUCAGACUUCAUAAAGCAGUUUCUGAAAUUAAUUGUUCAACACCGAUAAUAGUUCAUUGCAGUGCUGGAGCCGGGAGAACCGGUACGUACCUUGCGUAUGAUUAUCUCCUGAAUCAAAUUGAGAAAGAAAACGCUAUUGAUGUUUAUAAAUGUGUUCAUACAUUGAGAAAACAAAGAGUAGAUAUGGUCCAAAACGUGGACCAAUAUAUCUUGGUGCACAAGCUAUUGGUUGAACAUUAUGUCUUUGGUGACACAGAUAUGGAUGAAGAACAGCUUCGACAGUUGAUGCAAAGCGAGAACGCGGAUCAACUUCUACUAGAAUUCCGAAAUCUGUCAGAAAUACAACCGAUGAAUUUGAAGAAAGAUGGCGAGGAAGAGAAGUACAGAAAAAUGAAUCGAAAUCAAAAUAUAAUUCCAUACAACCGAAACAAAGUCGUAAUAGUUCGAAUGCCAGAAGACAAAGAAACAUCGUACAUCAAUGCUUCUAUUAUGGAGUCGUAUGAAGGAGGAGACAAAGUGAUCGCUGCCCAAGGACCGAUGAGAUCAACUGUCGAAUAUUUUUGGCGAGCAAUAAUGGACACCUGUGUGAGUGUUAUCGUUAUGCUGACUCAAGUAAUGGAAGGAGAACAGCAACAAUGCUUCCAAUAUUGGCCUGAUAAAAUCGGCAGCAAAUUGCAAUUUGGCAACAUCGGAGUUGAAUUGAUUGAAGAAACGUUUGAAAAUGAAAUCAUCGUACGAAGACUUAUUGCCACGAGAGAUAAACAAUCAAAGCCUGUCAUGCAUUACCAGCAUCCGAAUUGGCGUUCAGAAAGAUCUCCCGAUAUCUCAUCCGUGUUGAACUUGGUUUCAAUUUUCCAAAAGUUUCCACGACAACAGAAGCUCGUUCACUGCAGUGAUGGAGCAGGACGCACUGGCGUAUUUUGCGCAAUAUACAAUUUGUGUGAAAGAUUUAAAGUAGAAAAACGAAUCGAUGUUUUCCAAACUGUAAAAGACUUGCGAGACUGUAGACCCGGAAUGGUUCAAAUAGAGGAUGAUUAUAAACUUUGCUACGAUAUUAUGAUGGCAUAUGUUGAUUCAUUCAAUCUGUAUGAAACCAUAAACCGUCGUUCACAAGAAGUAUCUGGUUCGGCAGGCAAUGAAAACCUGUAUGAAAAUAUAAGUGCGAUUAGGAAAGCAAGAUGAAAAACAACUAUUAUUGUUUGAUUAAUGUUUUGCUUUAUUCAUACGCCUUGGUAUCCACCUCAAAUAUUCAUGCGUAUAUGCAAGUAGAAUAAUAUAAUGAAAUUUCUUAAUUAGCAUGGUCAAGAAUUUUUUAAUCUAUGCAUAUACGAAACAUAAAUGUUCUUACUAAACUUUGUAUACUUAAUCUUCAUGUCUAAUCAUCUCAAAGGCUAUUUUGUAAAUUUGUGUGUAUGCAAAAUGAGUAAGCAAGGCAUUCUGUUACACAUUCUUACGACGUUUCUUAUCUAUGCAUAUACAUGAAAAGAUGUUCUUAUUAAACAUGUUUACUUAAUCUUAAUGCCUUUAAUAUUUUUGCGUAUUGUAUUUUAUAAUUUCUUCAUACAUAUUUAUUAUUUUCUAUCGAUGUUUCAAAGUUCUGGUAAAAAUUUUUAUAUAGGUAUGUCUGAAAUGAAUAUUGACAAAUUACACAUUUAUCAAAAAUAAUAUUAAAUCUGCAGCAUACAUAAUUUUUAUCAUUUUUAGCUCAUCUUUUAUAGGGAAAUUUAGACAGAGCUCAACUGAGCUAUUCUGUGAUCAUUUAAACCAGAAUUCAGCUUUCCUCACUGCAAGGUCAUAUCGCAUUUGACUCGUAAUUUAUAGAAAUUUCCUAAAUGAGCAAUCUGUUCGAAACUGGCUGAACUCAGCUUUCCAAUAUAUGUAAUUAUUUUAACUUUUUCGUUAUUUUUGUUAUAUGCAAACUGUUUUUCAAUGUCUUAUCAUCGCUGCUAUAGAUUUUGUUUCGUU